Austrofundulus limnaeus is the source of this 3302-nucleotide messenger RNA. It is a transcript of the gene lrit3a, whose product is annotated as info leucine-rich repeat, immunoglobulin-like and transmembrane domains 3a. Gene Ontology annotation, molecular function: protein binding. The transcript is spliced from 3 exons. The record is from RefSeq and is a predicted model, not a curated record. The coding region runs from base 979 to 2748 and encodes 589 amino acids. NCBI's taxonomy places the organism in Eukaryota, Metazoa, Chordata, Actinopteri, Cyprinodontiformes, Rivulidae.
GAGCACAAACAGAAAAGAAUCAGACUUUUAAAAGACAACUUUCAGUUCAAAUCCGCAAUUACUAUGUUAAAUGUUUAGAAAAUAAAUAAAAAAUUGGAAGAUUUUUUUCAAAUGAGCAAGAUUAAGUAAUACUCUAGAGAAAAACAAAAAAUGAAGACAUAACUGACAAUGCAUCAUCUUAAAAAAGUGUGCGAGUUAGCAUGCAGUAGAUUCAUAAAACUACAGACUGUAUUUUUGUGGAGGUUGAUAACUGAAGGGCGAGCCAAAAGUAAGGCUGGCUCACGUGAAGUUAAAUCCCUCCAGAACAAACUAAUUAAAGGCAUGUUGAAAACACAAGAUGGAAAUGGAUGAGCUGCUGUGGUGACAAGGCRAAAAAGAGAAGUACCAAUCUUAGAAAGAGCGGAGUUGCCUGCUGUUGAGCUUUAGUGACACUGUCACACCCGGGAAAUCCUUCACUAAUCCUCCACCCCACGGCCAAUCCGACAGGUCACCUGUACUGGGAUUAGAUCCUCAGCCUGUGUACCACUGACUUCUAUGGACUUUGACAAUUUUUUCCCCUCCUUUUCACGUUUCAUGUGUUUUCUGGGAAGAAAUCUUCUGUCUUUUAUCGAAUGCAGAUGCAUUUUUUCAUUAUAUCUCCUGAAUAUGGUACUUUUGGGCGUAUCGGGUGAUGCCAUGUGUCGAAUUCUCUGUCUGCAUGUAUUUCUGUGCUGCUUCAGUAUGGCUCUAGCGUUCUGUCCAUCCCAGUGUACUUGUGUCUUCCAUGGACGUACAGAUGGAACGGGAACCAGGUAACAUGUACUUAAAUUGUCCAGACAGAUAAGUUUGCCAUUAUGUAGAAAAAGGUCUCUGCACCAGACAGUCAAAGUGCUUCAAAGGCACUCAACAAAACUGAAUACAUUGUAAAAGUUUUCGUUURCAUUAGCUUCAAUUUAUUCAUCUCUGACUUACAGAUCUGUCCUCUGCAAUGACCCAGACAUGUCCGACAUCCCCAUUAAUGUUCCAGUGGAUACGAUCAAACUCCGUGUUGAGAAAACCGCAGUACGGCGAAUCCCAACAGAAGCUUUUUACUACCUGGUGGAGCUACGGUACCUCUGGAUUACCUACAACUCCAUAACCUCGGUCGAUACAGGAAGUUUUUACAACUUGAAGGUGCUCCAUGAGCUGAGGUUAGACGGAAACAUGAUCUCUGUUUUCCCCUGGGAGUCYCUCAAAGAGAUGCCCAGGCUGAGGACUUUGGAUCUUCACAACAACAGAAUAACUAAUGUCCCCACUGAGGCAACCCCCUACCUCUUAAACAUCACGUACUUGGAUUUAUCCAGCAACAAACUGACAACCCUGUCCUCUGAUCUUAUGGAUAUCUGGCCACCUUUUAAUGGCGUACCUGUCUCUUCUAAUGCUUCUCAAAAAGUCGUGUUAGGCCUUCAGGACAACCCCUGGUUCUGCGACUGUAAAAUCUCCAAGCUGAUUGAGAUGUCCAAAAUGGCUGACACGCCGGUGGUUCUGAUGGACCUGUUCCUGACCUGUGCCGCUCCAGAAAAUUUGGCAGGUGUCCUUUUUCAGCGUGCUGAGCUUGAGAAUUGCGUGAAACCCUCAGUGAUGACAUCUGCAACAAAGUUAACGUCCCCUUUGGGUAGUAACGUCCUCUUACGAUGUGAUGCCACAGGAUCACCAACCCCAACUCUUUACUGGAUGAAGUCAGAUGGCUCACCAGUCAACAAUGCAGUUCAGGAAUCCCCAGGGGAAGGCAUAAAGUGGUCCAUCAUGAGCUUGCAUGGAAUAGAGUACAAAGAUGCUGGGAACUACAGCUGCAAAGCAAAGAAUGUUGCUGGUACUGCAGAAGCAACCAUUUCCCUAUCAGUUGCAGGAACCACCAGCACCACCACCCCUCCAACGCGACCUGGCGGUGGGACUGGACCGACCGGCCAAUUCAUGACUCUCACUCCCCCCAGAGGCAGUUCUAACUCACCCUUCGCGAUGACUACAUCCUUCCCAAGACUAUCCACAACCCUUUCUGAUGUCCAAAAGCAGCUCAGCUCAAUCUCUGGUAGCGAUUUGCAGAAGAGCUCGCUCAGGCAAAUAAAAACCCAGCAAGGAGGUAACGGGAAAAAACUUGCCGCUGACGAAAAAAGCAAGAAAAACGAUGCAUCGCGACCAAUUAAAGACCUACGGAUAAUGGAAGAAACAGCUGACAGUGCAGUGUUGCUCUGGACUGCAGGUGGAUUGCUUAAUGAUGCUCCACUCACAGUUGUAUAUUCACCGUAUGGUGAUGAUGAGACUAAAAGGACGAUGGAAACCAGGGCCGGGAGUGGAAAAAUACUCCUCGAUGGGCUGUCACCUGGAAUGAGGUACUCGGUUUGCCUGGUAGCAAAAGGGAAUCCUGCURGAAAAGACCCUUGCAUCGACUUCUACACAGAAGACGGUGAGCAGAACCAGCUUUUCUUCAUCUUAAGUGGCAUUGCCUGUGCUUUGGCUCUGCCUCUUAUUGUUCUCCUGAUCUACAAAAUUCUUGCUCUCUACUGCAAGGGACGCAGCACUGCUUUGACUCAAGACGAGCUAGAAAAGGAGAGCUAYGUAAAGUUUGAGACAAUUUCAAUGAAACAAAGGACUUUGAACCCCCAUCCCACUGAGCUUUGGGCAAGAAGACCGACUAAUGAAUCAGAGCGUCUGUUGCUGUGUUCUCGCUCAAGCAUCGACUCCCAGAUGACCUAUAAGAGUGACGGUUCCCGCUCUGAAUAUCUCUGCUGAUGUCGAAGCCCAAUGCAAAACAGUCAAAUCUGCCUUUAAAAACAAAAUGGAUAACAAAGAUUACCUUUAAAUCAAUGAGCCAUUAACAAAUACUGCAGUUAUUAACUGUUAAAGAUUUAUUUAAUUAUUUUCAAAUGCGUCAACAAGCAACUCUUUGAAGGUUGUUCUUGUUGUUUAUUGAUCCUUGUCCAGGUUUUGAGCCUUACGUUUCACAUAUACAAUUAAAUGGUUAUUGCUAUGAGGUUUUAGUUUGAAACAAGACCAUUCAAAAAGCAGGUUAGAAAUUUCCAUAUUGUGUCGGAUGUUUAUUUUAAUGCCAAAGUUGCGAAGUGUCAGACUUGAAUAUUGUGGUGAUCUCAGUGAGAAUCGAGAAUAUUUCCUAUUUCUAUCUACAAUUGUUGUUUCAAACAUCAAGCUAACUGUUGCCUUAUUAGAUAUAAAAAGUGUAUUUAUAAAAGUAUAUUUUUACUGUGUUUGGUAGAAUUUAAAUUUAUGACUCAUCUGACAAAUGUUUCCACUUUAACAUGAUAUCUGAACUGAAUGUUGAUUGUUGU